AUGAAUAGUAAAAUCCGUAGGAAUUUUUCCUUUUAUUCCUUUGAUUCAAAUAAUGAUGGAAAGACUUUUUACAGAUCAUUUAGAUAUGUUUGUUUAGGUGUAUGUAUUAUAGGAACUUUAUAUCUAUCAUUAAAUAAUACAUAUGAAUAUAAUCCUUCCAAAGUAAUACAAUUUAAUAAUGUAAAUACACGAACAUUAGCUGAGGUAAGCGUUUUAAAUGCGCCAUCAUUAGGAAAUGAAAAUUUUAAAAAUAGUCAUGUAGAAGAUACAGAUCAUAUGAGAAGUUGCUGUCAAAAUGAUGAUAACACAAAUAAUGAGGAAAAUGAAAAUAAUGAAUCAGAAAAUAGAACAAAUGAUAUUGAUAAUAGAAGACAAUUAAAAAAACAACAAUUACAGGAUAAAAUAGAUGCUUUAACAUCAAUUCCAUCAAGUGAACGUCUUAUGAAAUUAUGGAAACAAACAAUAGAUGUAUGUACAGAAGGAUUACAAUCUGUAAGAGAUGCAUUAGGUGAUUAUAAAAAACACUAUGGAAAAGGUGGUGAAGGUAACAGAAGAGGUGGAAGUACAAAUGAUAAUACAGAUUAUCAUAAGGAAUUUGAUCAAAGAUUAUCAAUUCAUCAAGAUUAUUAUACGAGUAAAUUUAAUGAUUUAAUUCAAAAAGAACUAACAGUUGAUGAACUAAGAACCUUUAUCCUUAUAUUUAUAGGAUUUUUCCAUAAUUUGAUUGAUUAUCUAUUUCAUAGAUAUAAAAUUAAAUAUAUGCAAGCAGGUAUGCCUAUACCUGUAGAAGGAACGAUUGAUGAACCGAAGAGGAGAAAAGAAAAACGCCAAAAAGAAGAACGAAGUGAAGAAAAUCUUGACGAAAACCCAGAAAAAAACAUUGAAGAGAACCCAGAAGGAAAUUCUGAAGAGAAUCCUGAAGAAAACAUCGAGGAAAACCAAGAAUAA
Molecule: messenger RNA, 948 nt
Organism: Plasmodium adleri (nom. inval.)
Lineage: Eukaryota; Apicomplexa; Aconoidasida; Haemosporida; Plasmodiidae
Product: Plasmodium exported protein (PHISTa), unknown function
Exons: 2
Coding region: 1-948 (315 amino acids)
Source: RefSeq, a predicted model, not a curated record